This is a messenger RNA of Annulohypoxylon maeteangense, 1643 nucleotides long. Its product is annotated as NAD(P)-binding protein. The transcript has 2 exons. Lineage: Eukaryota; Fungi; Ascomycota; Sordariomycetes; Xylariales; Hypoxylaceae. Gene Ontology annotation, molecular function: oxidoreductase activity. The record is from RefSeq and is a predicted model, not a curated record. The coding region runs from base 472 to 1278 and encodes 268 amino acids.
ACAUGAUAGAUCGCUAAAGAGGAAAUUCCAUACGACGUCCCGAUUCUUGUCACCGUUUCCGGAAAGACCGUUAAGCCCGACAACUCCAUAGUUGGCAAAAUUUUGACCCUCUGCUGCAACGUAGCGGAUAUAAUGUAUAAUUCGUUUAUUCCCCACCGAAGGAUUAGAUUUUGAACUAAAUGCUACAUAACAUAAUAGAAAGUUCAGCCGUGCCGGAGGAGUUAUGCGGACUUUGACGGGUAGAACGACUUUAAGCUUACAUAUGAUUUCAUGAUGCAUCUCGGGUUGACACUUGAUGGUGGUAGUUGGGGAUGGGAGCGUAACACAAUGGCAUCUAGUAGUGAUAGAUAAAUAGGACACACAUCACCAAGACGACGUUGAUGAAUAGACAAUGACUCAAACAAGUUGAGAAUACUCACUGAAGAAACAAUAUCUUACCUAACAAUCCCCUUACCUACCAUAACAGCUACAAUGGCCAGAUACAAUAAGCUCGCUGGCAAGCACGUGCUUGUCAUCGGUGGUUCUCAAGGCAUCGGUCGUGGAGUCGUGGAUGGGGCCAUCGAGGCCCAAGCCGUCGUAACCCUCGUCGGUUCUUACAGACCAAACCUCCCACCCACAGCACCGCAAAGCGCCCAAAAAGCCAUAGCCCAAAUCAAAGCCUUGUACCCCUCCUCCUCCGUCAUCGGCCUCUCCUGCGACCUAGCAACCGACAACGUAGAAGCGGACCUCGAAAACAUCUUCGUGGAAGCCAAAAAAGCGCACGGCCAACCCGUCGACCACGUCGUGCUCACGGCAGGUGACCCCUUAGUCAUGCUCGCGCCGAAAGACAUAACGCUCGAGAAAAUCCGCCAAGUCGCACGCAUGCGGCUCGAGCUCCCGACGAUCCUCGGAAAAGUAGCGGAGCGCCACCUAGAGAAAUCGAGGGAAUGCAGCGUGACGAUCAGCACGGGCGGGAUCGCAGAGCAGCCGAACCCGGGGUGGAGCGUGACGGCGUUCAUGGCCGCGGGGCUGACGGGGCUCGCGCGGAACCUGGCGGUGGAUCUUAAGCCGAUUCGAGUUAAUGCGGUAGAGCCGGGGCCGGUUGACACGGGGCUCUGGGAGGCAAUUGGGCUUACCCCCGCGCAGAAGGCGGAGCAGAUGAAGAUGUGGGAUGGGAAGCUGCCGACGGGAAAGGUGGGCGAUGUGGUGGAUGUGGCGGAGGCGUAUUUGUAUCUUAUGCGUGAUCGCAAUGCGACGGGGGAGAUUGUGAAGACUAGGGGAGGGGCGCAUUUGAUUUAGGGUUGGGUGAGGUUUAGGUGAUAUUUAGGUGAAAGGUUUCGAGGGGUGGGUGAAGGAAGAGAAGGCAUAGGGAAUAGGUACUAGGUAUCUUUGGAUUUCAAACGCUCAUUUGAAACUCAUUCAUCUGCCUCUUGAAAGGCUAGAUGAAAGUAGGUAGGUAGUUAUAAGCCGAAAAGCGACGGGUGUGAUUCUUUCCUGUUGUAAAAGGAAUUUUCAUGACCUCCCGUUCGCUUUAGACUUUAUUAGUAAAUAUCCAAAUCCAAAAUGAACAAAUCUUGUUGAAAGGAAAGAACGACGUGAAAAGAACUCUAGCGCAAAAAUCAAACCAUAGUUGUUUGAAAGAUAAACGUGAAGACAGGAAGAAC